GGGAUACUUAGAAACUUUCUGUCCAUCUUUCAUCGCGUAAUAAGGGAAGUGACAGGAAGUGCCUAGCCGUCUCUCUGUAUCUUCUGCGUGCUUCAAUUGAUGCCUCACACAUCAGCAUCGAGGAGUCUGCUGGGGCUCGCAAGAAGAUUCAACCAGCUUAAUUUCGGCGACCCUUUGACACAAUGCCUGGCACCCAGGCUAGGUUGUCGAACAUUCGCCUCUCAGACUCAGCUGCCGAUUUCCGAGCUCACCAAGCACCUCGAAUCAAGUCAUGAUUCCUCACAGAUUCAGACUCCCACGCCAGGUUUAUCAACCACUCCAUCCACCGCCGAGCUCCACGCCCUAGACCAUCCGGUCCUAGCAACCCUAUACUCUUGGCCUCACAUCGAACCUGCUCGUUAUGCUCUGUAUGGAUCACGUUACCUCGACGCCCCCUUGCGCCGAGACCUUCUUCACCGCGCCGUGGUCUAUGAAGCGGACGCGACACGCCAAGGCACGGCGAGCACGAAAUGGCGUUUCGAAGUCCACGGAUCCAACCGCAAGCUGUACCAGCAAAAGGGCACAGGCCGCGCCCGUGUCAGAGAUAAAAAGUCCCCGAUAAGAAGAGGAGGUGGUGUCGCCUUCGGCCCGAAGCCGAGAGAUUUCUCGACCGAGUUACAAAAGAAGGUCUAUCACCAGGCAUUCCGGAUCGCAUUAAGUUAUCGAUUCAGGAGAAACGAGUUGAUCAUCCUCAACGAUAAGAUCAAUCUGCCGGAAGGAAACAGCGCACGGUUUCUCAAUAACAUUUUCGAAGCCAACCGCUGGGGCCAGGGACACGGCCGGAGCCUCCUCGUCACAAGCACCUUGGAAUCGGCCGGAGCACGGAUCUUCGAAGAGAUGGAAACGAUUGGCGAGCACGGCGAUCUGAAAGACAUUGAGGACGUGGACGUGAAGGAUCUACUCACUAGCGGACGGGUAGUGAUUGAAAGAUCUGCUUUACUCAGCUUGCUGUGUAAGGAACAAACAUUCAAGGAGAACGGAACGGUGUUCACUUUUGAGAAAUCCUUGAAGGAUGUGAAGGUUGCGAAUAAACUUCAGGUGCCCGAGAAGGUUGUACAAUAUUUGUGAGAAUAGCCCUUCAAUGUACGCUGGUCCGGUCAAAGAGAAUGUUUUCAUACCAACCUUUUUCAGGGACCAUGUUGAACACUGGGGCACUUCAGGUCAUGCUAUCUAGCCACUCUCACUCUUCCUUGCUGGCUACACAGCCUUUCGUCUGCAAAGACGCGCUCGAUUUGACAUGGACCUUCAGCCCAAAGGUUAGAAAUCUAACGUUGAAGGUCACAGAGAGCUGCAAAGAAAGCCUCGAAGUAAUUCCAAAGGAUGAUUAUCGCAUGAAAACCGUGUGGCCUCGACUUUAUAGUAUUCAGAGUGAAAUACCAAAUACGGAGGAUUGUUCGUGGUCUCGAG
Messenger RNA from Cladophialophora immunda, 1446 nucleotides. Its product is annotated as 50S ribosomal protein L4. NCBI's taxonomy places the organism in Eukaryota, Fungi, Ascomycota, Eurotiomycetes, Chaetothyriales, Herpotrichiellaceae. Gene Ontology annotation, molecular function: structural constituent of ribosome. Gene Ontology annotation, cellular component: ribosome. Gene Ontology annotation, biological process: translation. The transcript is spliced from 2 exons. Bases 100 to 1107 code for a protein of 335 amino acids. The record is from RefSeq and is a predicted model, not a curated record.